AUGCUCGCUGGUAAGGUUGCUCAUCUCCUGCCAGCACCAAAUUUGCAACUUGAUCAAGUUGCUGGCAAUGUGAAUGCUGGCUGUGGUCUGGCCAGUCGGACUCCUUGUCUGCAGUAGCUGACUGGACGAGCGCGCAUAUAGGCUGCUUCUGUGACUCCCAAGGAGAUCUACAACCUUCUGUACAAGCACUGCAAGGUGGUAAUGCAACAACAACAGCAAAAUGAGUGCUGCCUUUGA
Ceraceosorus bombacis is the source of this 237-nucleotide messenger RNA. NCBI's taxonomy places the organism in Eukaryota, Fungi, Basidiomycota, Exobasidiomycetes, Ceraceosorales, Ceraceosoraceae. The record is from the annotation of a GenBank genome assembly.